AAUCUUCUUCUCAAACCAAAGAAUGGUGAAACCCUUAGGAGAAGAAACAAGAGAUGUCUCUAAUGGUGGUUGUAAAUCAGUUGAUCUCACCCAUCUCCUCCUAGCUUCUCUUGGUGGUCUUGCCGCCGCCGCAGCAGCUGCUUUCGCCGGAGAAUCAUUCCUUCGACGCCGGAAACUUGAUCAAGGUGCUUCCAUGGGGUAUAAAGAUGUGAAAAUAUCCCCUUUGAUUGAGAGGAAAGAUUCAGGUCGACGAUCAAACCUCGAGAGAUUCUCCCACUAUGUUGCAAGGCAGCUAGGAUUUGAGGAUCCAAAUGAAUACCCACAACUCUGCAAAUUAGCAAAUGGAUAUUUGUUGAAAACAAAGGGAUAUGAUGAGAAUGUGUAUGAGUAUUUGGUGAAUGAAGCUGAGGCUGAUUCUCUCUAUGUUCAUCUCCUUGAAGAAUUUGAGAGAUGCAUUCUCACUUAUUUUGCUUUCAAUUGGACCCAAUCUUCCAGCCUCAUCUCUCAGGCUUUAAGCGAUGAAUCGGAUCAGAAAGUACCAAAACUCAAAGAUUUCGUGAUGGCAGCGACAAGGAAACAGCGGUUUGAGAGAGUGACAAAAGACUUGAAGGUGACAAGGGUAAUUUCGACAUUAGUAAAAGAGAUGAGAACCAUCGGCAGCGGAAGCGGUGAGCCGCAUUGUACGGAAGUGAUGUCUCCGGUGGCUCACAGCAAACGAAGUCCCGUCCUCCUCCUUAUGGGCGGAGGAAUGGGUGCCGGAAAAAGCACCGUCCUCAAAGAUAUCUUCCAAGAGUCAUUUUGGUCGGAGGCAGAGGCAGACGCGGUGGUGAUAGAGGCGGAUGCGUUUAAGGAGACGGAUGUUAUUUAUAGAGCUCUUAGCUCUAGAGGUCACCACGAUGAUAUGCUUCAAACUGCUGAAUUGGUCCAUCAAUCAUCAACCGAUGCUGCAUCGUCCCUACUAGUAACAGCAUUGAAUGAUGGACGUGAUGUGAUAAUGGAUGGAACACUAUCAUGGGAGCCAUUCGUUGAACAAAUGAUCGAAAUGGCAAGAAACGUCCACAAACAAAAAUAUCGAAUGGGCGUAGGCUACAAGGUGUCCGAAGAUGGGACAAUAACCGAAAAAUAUUGGGAAGAAGAAGAAGAAACGAAAGAAAACGGGAAACAAAAAAUCUUCAAACCUUACAGAAUCGAGCUGGUCGGUGUGGUUUGUGACGCUUAUCUCGCUGUAGCAAGAGGCAUAAGGAGAGCUCUAAUUGUGAAGAGAGCAGUGAGAGUGAAACCGCAAUUGAAUUCACACAAGAGAUUCGCUAAUGCAUUCCCAAAGUACUGUGAGCUUGUCGAUAACGCUAGGCUUUAUUGUACCAAUGCUGUUGGUGGUCCUCCAAGGCUCAUAGCGUGGAAAGACGGAAAUAGUAAGCUUCUGGUGGAUCCAGAGGAUUUUGAGUGUCUAAAACGGGUCAGCAGUCUUAACCCGGAUGCAGAAUCCAUUUACGAGCUUUACCCGGAUCCGAGCCAAUUAUCCAAGCCCGGUUCUGUUUGGAAUGAUGUCGUUUUAGUCCCAUCGAGGCCCAAGGUCCAGAAGGAACUUAGCGAUGCAAUCAGGAGAAUUGAAAAGGCCCAACCAAAAAAUUGAUGAUAUUUGUGAACUAAACCCUUGAAAUUCUUAUUUUCCUGAAUUUGUCAUUUGUUUCCGUCAGGUCCUGUCGUUUUUUUGUAUUAGCCUAAAUAAGUUAAUAAAAUGAUAUAAAAUGC
Messenger RNA from Arabidopsis arenosa, 1752 nucleotides. NCBI's taxonomy places the organism in Eukaryota, Viridiplantae, Streptophyta, Magnoliopsida, Brassicales, Brassicaceae. The record is from the annotation of a GenBank genome assembly.